AUGUCUAUUACACGUGGGUUACUAGAUCUUUAUGUGUUAGCGACAUCGGCUUCAAAAGUGGGAACUUGUAUUGUUUCUAGCCAAACCUCAGCUAUUUGCCAUCAUGUAAAAACGUCCAGUGUUUUUAGUCCUACAACUUACAAGGAACAUAUGGAAAAUUCAGAACAGGUUCAGCGUUCCCCUGUCCCUGCUAUACAAAAGGAGAUCAAUAAUAAUAUAGAUAAGCCUAUUAUUACUGAAAAACCAACUGUGGACACCUCUGAACCGUUUAAUGAAUCAUCGGUAUCGAAAGCAGCAGUAUUACCAACGCCGGAGCCAUUAUCACAAAACUUCGCUUCAUCCGAAGUUAUUCCUGCGACAGUUCCGGAAGAUGUACCUCAAAAACUGAAGAAUGAAAUAUCUGAUUCAUCUGUUAAAGCUUCUAAAUUAAAUGUGAUAUCCGAAAGUAAGCCUAUUCCCAUUCCAGCCCUGGAACAGGCGGCAACAAUUACCGAAAACAAGGACAGCGUAAUCGAAGAACAGCAACGUAGAGUGCUUAAAGAAUCGCGUAUUCCUACUUCUAGAUUCGGGCGAUUGUGGAAUUAUGGUACCUUGGCUACCAGCAUGGGUAUGGGUGCAUUAAAUGAGUCUUUCAAAAGAGCAACCGGUUUUUCUCAAGAUAGUUCAGGCUCGGUUAUUCUCAGUGAGAGUAACGUGAACCGUUUAGUUGAAAAGUUAUCUCGUAUGCGAGGAGCUGCCUUAAAGAUGGGUCAAAUGCUGAGUAUUCAAGGUAUACAAGCAACCGGUGAUAAGACAGGUUUGUCCCCUCAACUUGAACAAAUCUUACUACGUGUUCACGACAGCGCAAAUUAUAUGCCUCGCAAACAGAUGGAAAAAAUUAUGAGUAAAGAGUUGGGCAGUGAUUGGCAAUCGUACUUCAACGAUUUUGAUCCAGUGCCUAUUGCUGCUGCAUCCAUAGGUCAAGUCCAUGCUGCCAAAUUAGCGUCUACAAACGAGCCGGUAGUGAUCAAAAUUCAGUACCCAGGUGUGGCAGAAUCCAUCGAUAGUGAUUUGAGUAAUCUAAAAGCAUUAGUGACAUUUAGCAAUCUGCUACCUCGAGGGCUUUAUUUGGAUAAUACAAUCAAAGUAACCAAGGAAGAGCUAGCCUGGGAGUGUGAUUAUGUUAGAGAAGCGAAUAACGCUAUUCGUUUCAGAGAGUUGCUGGCAGGUGAUGAAAGAUACAAAGUGCCUAAAGUGAUUAAAGAGCUUUGCACACCGAGAAUCCUCGUAAGUGAAAGACUGCAAGGCCGUGUUUUGAGUAAAGCACUGGGAGAAACACAAGAAAUUCGUAAUCAGGGUCUAUCGUUUAUUGAAAAGCUUGGUGAGAGACUUUUACGUCUUUGCUUAAGAGAAGUGUUCACCUUCAGAUUUAUGCAAACUGAUCCUAACUGGUCUAACUUUUUUUACAACAAAAGUCAAAUUGAGUUGCUGGACUUUGGUGCUUGUCGUCAAUUCCCUGAUAAAUUUGUAGAACUCUAUGGAUGUAUAUUGGCAGCGGCAGCUAAUAAUGAUAGAGAAGGUGUGUGGAGACAUUCAGAAGAGUUGGGAUUUGUGACAGGCUAUGAAACGGAAAUCAUGAAGAAUGCACAUAUUGAUAGUGUUAUGGUUCUGGGAGAGCCUUUCAGAGAAACUGCGCCUGACACAUUUGACUUCUCUAAUCAAACCAUUACACAGCGGAUCCGUGAAACUAUUCCAGUCAUGCUCCGCCAUCGUUUGACACCCCCACCAGAUGAAAGCUAUGGCCUCCACAAAAAGCUUUCAGGGGCCUUUCUACUCUGCACAAAAUUAGGAAGCCAAUUUGAUACGAAAACUGUGUGGGAAGAAGAAGUAAAGAGAGUGCUCAAUAAUAACAGUACAUUGUAA
Messenger RNA from Mycotypha africana, 1902 nucleotides. Its product is annotated as ABC1 family-domain-containing protein. The transcript has 3 exons. Gene Ontology annotation, cellular component: extrinsic component of mitochondrial inner membrane. Lineage: Eukaryota; Fungi; Mucoromycota; Mucoromycetes; Mucorales; Mycotyphaceae. Gene Ontology annotation, biological process: ubiquinone biosynthetic process. Bases 1 to 1902 code for a protein of 633 amino acids. The record is from RefSeq and is a predicted model, not a curated record. Gene Ontology annotation, molecular function: kinase activity.